AUGCCAACCGCCAUCGUCACGGGCGCCACAGGAAUCCUCGGCCGCGAAAUCGUCCACCAACUCGCCAAAACGCCCAACGUCUGGACAACCGUACACGCGCUCUCGCGCUCCCAAAAAGAACCCUACCCAGAGCACGUCCAGCACGAUAAAAUCGACCUCCUCGCGACACCAGAAGAUAUCGCGGAGCAGUUAAAGGCCCAGAAUGUUGAGGCCGAGUACUUGUUCUUUGCAGCGUAUUUGCAGAAGGGGGAUGAUGAGGAGAUGGAUAGGAUUAAUGGCGACAUGCUCCAGAACUUCCUCACCGCGCUGACCCUCACCGGGGCCGAAAAGAAACUGAAACGAGUGAUCCUGACCACCGGUGCGAAGCACUACGGCGUGCAUUUGGGUCCCGCCAAGGUGCCGAUGGAAGAGUCAGACCCCUGGGUUGAGGGGGAGGGACGGCCACCGAACUUCUACUAUCGACAGCAGCGUAUCCUCGGUGAGAAGAGUCGGCAGAGUCAAGAAGGCAAGAGAGGUCAGGGAUGGGAUUGGGUGGUGACGUAUCCGAAUGAUGUUAUUGGUGUUGCCAAGGAUAACUACAUGAACCUAACCACCGCGCUGGGCAUCUACGCGACCAUCACGAAAGAGCUCUCCGCCCCGUUCAAAUUCCCCGGUUCUGUUGACUUCUAUACCCGAUUUGACAGCUUCACGAGCGCGCGCUUCCACGCCGUGUUCUGCCUCUGGGCGAGCCAGGAGCAAGGGUGCUCGAAUGAAGCCUUCAAUGUGGUAAACGGUGACGUGCAGUCCUGGCAGACAUUGUGGCCGUUGUUGGCGCGUCGGUUCGGUCUCGAGGUCCCCCGUGAGCAGUUCAAGUCAGGACAGCAUGAGAAGGUAUUGCCAUUGAUCGAGAGGCCGCCGAUCGCGGACUGGGCCGGGAGUAUGGGACUUGCCGAUCGGGUGAAACGCGGAGAGGUGCAGAUGAUGGUGGACUUGGAGAAGUGGGCGGCGAGGGAUGAUGUGAAGGGAGCGUGGGAGAGGGUGGCGAAGAGGGAGGGAUUACAGGCAGAUGCGUUGGAGAAGGCAACGUGGUUCUUUUUGAACUUCGUGCUGGGACGGAACUAUGAUGUCGUGAUUAGUAUGGACAAGGCAAGAAGGUUUGGGUUUACCGGGUCGGUAAACUCGUGGGAGGCGCUGAGUGAGAGUCUGGAUGGCUUGGUUGAGGCGAAGGUCUUGCCGGGAUUGAGGGCGUGA
Molecule: messenger RNA, 1230 nt
Organism: Aspergillus melleus
Lineage: Eukaryota; Fungi; Ascomycota; Eurotiomycetes; Eurotiales; Aspergillaceae
Product: SDR family oxidoreductase
Exons: 4
Coding region: 1-1230 (409 amino acids)
Source: RefSeq, a predicted model, not a curated record